This is a messenger RNA of Platichthys flesus (European flounder), 3601 nucleotides long. RefSeq names its product kinesin-like protein KIF27. Gene Ontology annotation, molecular function: ATP binding; microtubule motor activity; microtubule binding. Bases 1 to 3519 code for a protein of 1172 amino acids. Gene Ontology annotation, biological process: microtubule-based movement; mitotic spindle organization. The record is from RefSeq and is a predicted model, not a curated record. NCBI's taxonomy places the organism in Eukaryota, Metazoa, Chordata, Actinopteri, Pleuronectiformes, Pleuronectidae. The transcript is spliced from 14 exons.
AUGACCGAGGUGUGUGUCAAGGUGGCGCUGCGUGUCCGGCCGCUGCUUCCCAAUGAACUCAUCCAGAACCACAAGGUAUGUGUGCGGAUAGUACCGGACAGCGCUCAGGUUAUGGUUGGCUCCGACCGAGUCUUCUCCUUCGACCACGCGUUCGGGCCCACGGCCACCCAGGAUGAGGUGUACAACUCCUGCGUCCAGCCCCUUGUCGAGACCCUGCUCCGGGGCGACAACGCCACUGUGUUCUGCUUCGGACAAACCGGCUCAGGGAAGACAUACACGUUUGGUGGAGGGAACCUGGGUGAGGAAGGAGGAAUCAUUGACCGUGUGGCCGAGAAUAUGUUCUCGUUGUUGUGGGAGAAGAAAAACAGUGAUGGAGUUGAGACAAAAGUGAGCGUCACAUAUUUGGAGCUAUACAUGGAGCAGCUGCAAGACCUGCUGGAGCCUCAUAACACUGACAAAGAGCUUUUUAUCAGGGAGAACGACAAGGGAAACACAGUGGUGGUGGGGGCCAAAGAAAUAGUUGUCACCUCAGCAGAGGAGCUUCUCUCCGUUGUAGAGGCGGGUAACGUUCUGCGCCACAUCAACACCACAGGGAUGAAUGAGCACUCCAGUCGCUCUCACACCAUCCUCACCCUUCUGGUCAUCCAAGCUUUCCCCCACAACAAUCCCUCCCUAAAGUCUUCCUGCUCCUCCAAACUCUGUCUGGUCGACCUGGCAGGCUCAGAACGUGCUAGAAAAACAGGCAACAAGGGCUCACAGCUCAAAGAGUCCGCUCAUAUCAACAGGGGCCUGCUCGCACUGGGAAACGUUAUCCGUGCCCUGGCUUACCGUUCUCGAAAUCGCAAUGGUAACAACGGCAACAGCACACACAUACCAUACCGCGAUGCCAAGAUCACCCGUCUCCUCCAGGAUUCGAUGGGAGGCACUGCCCAUACAGUGAUGGUGGCGUGUGUGAGCCCCUCUCACCACAGUGUAGCUGAGACUCUGGGUGUUUUGCAGUUUGCCGCCAAGGCUCGUCACAUCCGCAACUGUCCGACAGCCACAUCUACUCACACUGAUGUUAGAUGUGGGCCUACAAACUGGGACCCUGGCGAGGCUCGACGAGUGGAGCUGGAGUAUGAGGUUCAGACACUGAGAGAGCUGCUGAACGAGAAGGAGCAAGAGAUUGAGAUGCAGAGGACAGAUAGAAGAGUUGCUGAGGAGGAGGGCAUCAGAAAGUCUGGCCAGAUGAGGUUGUCUGAGCAAGAUCAGAAGUUGAACCCAUACCGCCUCCUAACACAAGAGGCUGCAGCUCUGCUCACAGACCUCUCCAGUCAGUCUCUGAGACAAUCGUUCAGGCAGCGGGUGCAGGAUUGGCAGGAGAGACUGGAAGUCGUCGCUAACGCUCAUCCUAUCAAUGAUGAGGUUAGAAAUUCAGAGGGUGAUGGAGACCAAGCCGACAAUGUUCGAAUAUUAAAACUCAGUCAAGAUCUCCAUGGAUGCCAGGGAGCUCUCAACAUAACGGAGCAGCUACUGGAGCAGAAAGAUGCAGAACUGAGACAUUUACAAAAAGAUGUUGAGAAACUUCUUCACAAGAGUAAAACCUGCAUGCAGGCCUUAGAGGAAGAAAAGGAACGUAAUCUGUUACAGACUGAACAACUGGUGGACCAGCAGAUUGUCAUCGAUCGCCUUCGCGGCAAGAAGCCCCAUUGUGUCCCUUUCAGGGUGAGUCACUCCAGGACCCAAGCCUAUUCCCUGGAGAGGGUGAUGGCCUCCUUUAAAAUUCGUGGACACCUUCUCCUAGCUGAGCUUGAGGGAAAGGAUGAGGUGGGCUGUCCAUUCAUUAAACAGGCAGAGAGCAAAGCCAGCGUUCAAGACACAGAGGAGGAAGAGGAGGAAGACGACUGUGUAGGCAAAAUGACAUUGAGGCGUUAUUUAAAUCGAACAUGGUCCCAUUCAAAGAUGAGCAGGAAUCCAUUAGUACAACAGUCUCAGCAAGUCCAAGGAACUGAGGGAGACCUUACCAAACAAAGCCAUGUGAGGAAGGGUGGACUGAGAGCGAGUGUAACUCAGAGAAGGAUCCAAGAUCUGUCAGUCACCAUGAUCAUGGGAUUGGAGCUCAUCAAAGAGCUGGACAUAACAGAUGAAGAGAUCCAAGCAGUGGAUAGAUGUGGCAGACAGAGUCAAGACGGCAGAGAAGCUGGCAUACUGGCAAAACUUUCAAUGCACAGCCAGCAGGUCCGAUCAGAGGUGUAUUGCAGCAUGCAACACAUGAGUCUGCAGAGAGAACAGAGUCAGACCAGCCUCAGGCAGCAGAGACAGAUGCCUGACAACAACCCAGAGCCUGGACCGAGUGGGACACUUCGCAGCAGUUGGUUGGAGCAGCAUGAGGAGCUGGUGCUUCAGGAGCAGGCAGAGCGGCAGGAGCUGCAGGAUGAGCUGAGGAGUAGAGAGGAGGUGGUCCAGCGCAGAGAGACCUGUCUGCAACAGAAACAACAUUUGGAGGUCAAGAAGCUGCGUACCAGCAGGGCUCUGAGUCAGGACCUGCUGCGUGUGUCUGUGCAGUUGGAAUCUGUGGAGGAGAACCUACGGAGCAGUAGCCAUACAAGGCUGACUAAAGGAGUCACAACAGAGGAACUGAAGAGGGAGAGAGAAAGGCUUCGAAUGAGGAAAGACACUCUGGAGGCACAGCUGACAGAAAACGGAGGACUUACUGUGACGGAGAACCAUUCCCUAUUCCAGCUGGAAGAAGCUAUUGAAGCUCUGGAUGCAGCUCUUGAGUUUAAAAACGACUUCAUACGGGACAUACAGAACAAACUGUCCAUCACCGACUCUUCAUCCUCUCAGUCACAAAACACUGAACCUGCUCAGCUCUGUGAUGUCAGCAGGAAGCUGAAACAGCUCUCGCCGCCUGAGGCUUUGGAUCUGCUGGUCAAAUAUUUCAACAAGGUUGUCAGUCUCCGUGAGACAGAGCGCCAUUUGCUAAUACGUUGUAAAGAGCUUGAGCUUGAUGCUGAUGAAAAAGAGUGGACAAUCGGGAAGAUGAAGACCACCAUGCAGUAUCUGGUACUGGAUGCAGACCGCAGGGUCCUACAGGUGCACAUAGAUCACCAGAAAAACAUCCAACUCCUCCUGCAGGAACUUCAAAAAACAACUAAACAGCAGACUCUCCAAGACCGAAUGCAGCUUGUGGAGAAGGAACUAUUUUACUACAAAAGCUCCUGUCGGCAGCUCAAAAAGAAGCUCAAAGAGCAUUUCAGUGGCUGCCAAAACCCUGACGUUCAGCCCUCACAAAAACCUGAGCACAACAUGCCUGAUGACAACCACAUACAAACACACAGAUAUGUGGCUAGUGAUUAUGAGGAAAGGUUUGAGAUGACACCAGUUCGUUUGAAUCGCAGGGACCUGAGACAGGUAUUUCCAGCUGACCUGCAGACAUCUGGUUCUGCCACAAGCGGCCGAGAGUCUUCUGUCUCAAAGGAAGUACUGGAGGAUUCCUUAGAAGUGGCCAGACCUUCAGAGAGCACUGCAACCUUCUGAUAAUCUUGUAUGUAGUCAUAAAACAGUAGCUCACCUUAUAGUUAUCACCAACACCUAUGACUGAACUGAUUACACUCCCUUU